Molecule: messenger RNA, 876 nt
Organism: Helianthus annuus (common sunflower)
Lineage: Eukaryota; Viridiplantae; Streptophyta; Magnoliopsida; Asterales; Asteraceae
Exons: 2
Coding region: 1-876 (291 amino acids)
Source: RefSeq, a predicted model, not a curated record
AUGUCAAAAAGGGGCGUAGAGAUCGGAAAAAAUCUGGUUUGUAAAGUAGGAGCCGGCGAUAAAACGAUGUUUUGGAUAGAUGUGUGGAGUGGGGAGAUUCCGUUUCGCGAAAGGUUUCCAUUGCUUUAUGAUCUUGCAAAAAACAAAAGAGCUAAAGUAGUAGAUCACUAUAAGCGAUUAAAUGAUGGCAUCUUAUGGGAGUGGGCAUGGUUGAGGGUUCCGAAUACAGAAGCUGAAAAUCAUCAAGCUGAAGGACUAUUAGCAGUUUUGAACGUAACAACAGUAUCGGCAGGGAGUGACAAUUGGAUCUGGAAAGGUAAAGAAAAUGAAGAGUUUGCGGUAAAAAGUAUAAGGAAUACAUUAUCAAGGAAUCUAAACUUAAAUGAACCAACGGACAACUAUUUUUGGAAUAACUGGGCCGCUAAAAAAUGUAGUACGUUCGCCUGGAGAGCGUUAAAAGGAAGAAUACCGACGGCGACACAACUUAGACAAAGAGGAGUGCCGAUUCCUUCGGAUAGAUGCAGACUUUGUGAUCAGGAGGAAGAAAUGCCAAAUCAUGCUCUUGUAAAAUGUAGAGAAGCAAAUGGAGUAUGGGAACAAAUCGGCUGUUGGGUCAAGGCAGAAACAAUUACACAACAGGAAACUCUUGGUGAGAUGUUUGAUGCACUAGAAGACUACAACUGGCCUAAGAAAAAAAAGAAGAUGGUGCAUGCAAUUUUACUGUUGACAACUUGGGUUAUAUGGAAGAAUCGAAAUGAAAAGAUAUUUAGAGGAAAAAGUGGAGAAAUAUUUAAGAUGGUUGAAGAAAUAAAAGAGGAAUCGUUCCAAUGGAUGAAGCAUAAAUCAAAGCUUCUUGCUGUGAACCUUUUGGUUUGA